Messenger RNA from Lolium perenne, 351 nucleotides. RefSeq lists its product as uncharacterized. The record is from RefSeq and is a predicted model, not a curated record. NCBI's taxonomy places the organism in Eukaryota, Viridiplantae, Streptophyta, Magnoliopsida, Poales, Poaceae.
AAAGUCCAAGCCAGGAGCGAGCGACGUGCGUGCAGGCAGAGGCAAGGAUGUCGGGGGCACAGGGGGCGCACCCGGUGGGGCAGACGACGCCGACGACGUACGAGUCGGUGGGCGGCGGCGAGAACCGCACGCGCACGGACCUGAGGUCGCGGGAGGACCAGGGCAACAUCCAGAUCGAGAAGGUGCAGGACAAGGUGGAGGACGCCGCGUCGCGCAAGGUCGACGACCGCGCCUUCGCCGCCAGGAAGGAGCCCGGCCAAGGCGGCGACUCCGGGGCCACCGGCACCGGCGCCUGAUCUGUUGUGAGCCCUGGCCUGCUGCUCCGGUGCUCCGUCGUUAGGGAACUGGCGU